UCUUUAGCUGUUUGUCUUCGUUAUGGUUUCAUUUCGUUCGUGGUCAUUUCUUUUAGUUGGUGAAAAAAUUAGUUUGGUGUGGUCGGGAUCAUUGAACGGACGCUAAAUAUUCGCGAAUUAUAGCCAGUUUAAUUCAGAAUUUUAAUGUGUAGUUGCAAAUACUGUAACAAUUACAUGUAGUGGUUUAACAUUUAAUGAAAAUUUGAAACAAUUUAACACAAUGGCUUCAGACGAUAAUUGGAGAACUUCGGCGUUCAGGCAGAGUGUGGUGUCCAAAAUUGAGGAGGUGAUCCAGCGUUCAGGAGUUCAAGUAGCGCGGAACAGCAGUGAGAUGGAGAACCAUGUUUUUCUAAAAGCUAAAACUCGGGAAGAAUACAUGAACAUGGUGGCUAAACUUAUUUUGCAUGUGAGGGAACUUUCACAAUCAAAACAAAAUCAAGGCCAGCAGCAAAUGCAGGGCCCCAAUCAAGGACAAACUGGGCCAAGUCCACAAGUCCAGGCCCAACAAGGGCAACCCCAACAGGGACCUAACAAUCAGGGUGGCCUUACACCAGAUCCAAUCAAUGCCCUACAGAAUUUAGCGUCACAAGGGUCUAGAAAUCAAAUGAUGACAAUGGGACCUCAAGGACAGAUGCAGCAGCAAGGUGUGAUGGGCCCUAACCCUGGAAUGGGAGGCAUGCAGGGCCAAAUGGGCCAACAAGGUCCAAUUGUGUCCCAAGGACCUCAGGCACAGACAGCUACUAGUCUACUUCAAACCUUGAAUAGGCCGCAGAUGAACAUGCAGCUGCAAAACAAGUUGGGAGGUCCAAUGGGGAUGGUGAGCAACCAGGGCCAGAUGGGGAAUAACAUGGUUGGUGGCAUGGGAGGUAUGGGUAACCCAAUGGGCAGUCAGCUACAGAACCAACUUGCUGGUGGCAUGCAAGGACAGAUGAUGCCAAAUAUGUCUAUGCCCAAUUCAAUGCAGGUGCCAAUGAGUGGGUCCAACACUAUGGGUCAAAUGCCAUGCAACCAGGUGGGCCAAAUGGGUCAAAUGGCACCAAACAAUAUGCAAGGGCAGAUGCAAGGACAAAUGGUAGGUGGCAUGGGUAACAACCAGAUAGUGGGAUUGAAUAUGCUGCACAUGGGUCGCGUGGGAGUCGGCAAUAAGCAGGAGGUAGGAGGAAUGAUGGCGGGCAGUUACCAGGGUGCUAGGGCACCUCCUCCCACUCAGUUUCUUCGUCAGAGUCCUUCGCCCUCCGCUCCUUCACCCAGCAUGGGUGGACCUAGUCCUAUGGGUGUGAUGGGCACAACGAUGACGUCACCGAUGUCGUCACUGGGCGGGCUGGGGGCCUGCGGCAGUGUCGGCAGUCCGUCCCCGUCCAACCCAACGCAUCUACAACAUCAUGUGCAACAACCACAGAGGUCGCCUAGGGGCGUCGGUAUGGGUAUGGUAGCGUCGCCCUCUUCGUCCCUGAACACGCCGGUGGGAGCGAGCGUGGCGUCCCCUGGCGGGGAGGAGGCAGCUUAUCGGGAGAAGGUCCGACAACUUUCGAAGUAUAUCGAACCGCUACGUCGCAUGGUGCAUCGCAUGGUUAGCGAAGGAGAGAAUGUUGAAAAGCUGACAAAAAUGAAGAACUUAUUGGAUAUUCUGUCCAACCCCAAUAAGCGCAUGCCGCUGGAGACUCUCAUCAAGUGUGAGGUCGUGCUGGAGAAACUGGACUUCAAGAGGGGAGAGGGAGUCGUUGUUCCCAGCACUGGGAAGGAACAAAUAUUCAAUCCGUUGUUAGAAGUAGUAAACAACUGCCUACAAUCUCCCCUCGCUAACCACACACUCAAACGCACCUUCGGGUCUGCUCUCGAUGCGCUGAAUGGACCAGAAAUGAGAAAUUUACCGACGCCUCAAAAGGUACCAAAAUUAGAAGAGCCUCCCAUGGAGAUUCCAGAUGUUCUGCAAGGGGAAAUUGCCAGAUUAGACUCCAGGUUUAAGGUAUCCCUAGAACCAAUGUCGUGGUCAGGCGGUGCAGGAGGAGGUGCCAUAACCCUGGUGGCCGCGCUGGACGAGCCACGCCUGCCCUGUGUCGCUGGAGUCCACGUCGCCGUCCCAAGGGACUAUCCUGCCAGGCCACCCGUCAGACUAAAGCCAAGGACGGCCAAGAAUUAUGCGCCUGACUCCUUCUUAGCUCGUCUGGAAAAGGCCAUGGAUGCUCGAUGUGCCAGGUUACCAAAAAGUUGUUCAGUAGGACAGCUACUAGACGCGUGGGAGAUGAGUGUGAGACAAGCCUGUGCCCCUACGCCCGUGGCCUACGCCCCAGUCCCAGCGCUGGGCUUGUAAACAAGUAACAUAUCCUAUAAAUAUACAUAGUUCCCUCAUCAUGCAAAAUUAGUCUCUUAACCUACUAAGUACAAAGAGACUGAAUUGUUCGUUGAGAGCUAUGUAUUGUGUUCGUUUGUCGAUAUAAUAUUUUAAAUAUCUCAAGUUUGGAACCGUUUUUAGCUACAAUUGAUAAAAAGCGGGAGUUUCUAUUAUGUGUAUACUUUUUUGCUAGCUUCGCCCCUAGCUAGCACCAAUAACAAAUGUAGUAAUUGUACUCUGUUGAUCUUUGCGCAAUGAGACCAUUGUAUGCCAGAGGCAGUUGUGAGAAUUGAACUUGUGAAAACAAACUGCAUCUAGAUAGCCUUUGGCAUGUCCAUUUUUCAUUGAAAACCGCUUCGAAACCCCAAUAAAACGUACAUUGUCUUUUUUAAACAAUAUACUUCAUAAUUGAGAACAAUUAGGUAUAUUAAUAAUAUUUAUUAGUGAAUAAAAUUUAUAAAAAUAGGGACAAAUUAAUUACAGAGGGUUUAUCAAGUGUAGUAAUAUACUGCAAUUAUGUUAAGAUAAAUAAAUAGUAUAUAUUGUUGAUGCAUGUUCCUAAAUAACUGUAUUGUGGAGUGUCUGAACAAUUUUCAACCUUGACGACGUGAGUAUAAGGUUCUAACUUAAACGUUUUCAGAACCUUAAAGGCUAUGGUCAUAAGGUUGCAAAUCAAUUGUAGUGUAUAGGUAUAGAUUCUCAUUAGUUUGAUUUGAAGUAAAGUCGGAGCAUGGUAAAGGAUUUUCGACCUUAAUUAAUUGUGAAUAAGGUUGUAAAUUAUAAAUGAGUGGUUCUCCAUUUAUAUAUUUUUUACGCAUGUGUUGUUCACUUAUUUACGUGAGGAUUUAGUUUUUAAGUAAUUUCAGAUAAUAGUGAUAUUGAUUUUUUUAUUACAGUUGUUUUAGUUAAACUCGUUUUCAUAUUAUCUUUUGUUAAUGAAAACCAAAAAUGUUUUUGUCUGUACAAUAUUGUACCUUAUGUCCUUUAGAUACGAUUUCUUUUUGCAUGAUAGAAACUUGAUAUUUUUCAUGAAUUGUACAAGUAUACAAAAUCAGAUUACUUCAUGAUCUCACCUUUUUCGAUAUCCUCAAUAAAAUAUGAAAUUUUUCUACAAAACUAAGAUUAAAAAACUUUAAUCUAUUCUGUACUAUAUUUAAAGAGUCAUAAGGUACAAUUUUGUACAAAUAUUCAUGUUUAUGAAAUGCUAAAUAGGUAUAAGAAUAAAAUAAGAAUAAAAUGUAAGAAUAGAGGGAUCUUCUAAUUUUAAUGACAUAUAUUAUUAUAUAUUUUGCAUACGUGAUAUAUAAUCUGUGAUAGUUUGAAGAAUUAUAUGAUACUUGUAUUCACAGUAGAUAAAGUAAUAUUUACUUCAAAAUCUUCAAAUUUAACUUUGACAUUGAAAUUCCGACUUUAUUGUCUUCGUAAUAUGAUUCAUUUUAGUUUGACACUAAUGUUUAUGGGUAUUAUUCGUUUUAUUUCAAUAGGAAUCGUUCUGAUAUUGAAUUGACGACCUUAAUAUAAUGAGAUGUAGAGUUUAAAUUGGUAUAACGCACACAGUAACAAUUUUAGUUUUCAUUUUUGUGUUAUAGAACAAAAUUUAGGAAUGAUCUUGAAUGAAAAUCAUUACUUGCAUGUUGUAGUUAAAAAUUGUGUAAUAGCGAUGCUAUCGACAUGUUAUCCUUUUUGCAUAUGUCACGGAGAACCUAACGGGUAACCGGGCUCCGGCUCGACGUGCAGGAGAAGGAACGGGGUGGUUUUUAGUCAGUAAGAGUCUGACGCUCCCUCCCGCCUCACCCAGGCGGGAGCAUGCAUUGGCAACAUCAACGUCGCUUGCGACACGUGGUGCACGACACGCUCGAAGCGCUUCGCUUCAAGCUUCCUUGUGCGUACUGCUAAGGAGUGGAAUUCUUUGCCAGAGUCUGUAUUUCCUGAA
Messenger RNA from Spodoptera litura, 4265 nucleotides. The record is from RefSeq and is a predicted model, not a curated record. Lineage: Eukaryota; Metazoa; Arthropoda; Insecta; Lepidoptera; Noctuidae.